Molecule: messenger RNA, 501 nt
Organism: Knipowitschia caucasica
Lineage: Eukaryota; Metazoa; Chordata; Actinopteri; Gobiiformes; Gobiidae
Source: the annotation of a GenBank genome assembly
AUGCUGCCUGGGGGGAGAGGCGGUGGGGUGGGUAGCGGAGAAGGGGGGUGUCCGGGGGGGGAAAGCUGGGUGAAGGGGGAGGGGGAGGGGACGGGGGGGGCGGCGGGGGGGGGGGCGGGGAUGCUAUCGUGGGGAAAGGGGGGAAGGGAGGUUGGAAAGGGGUGGGGGGGGGGGGGGGGUGGCUUCGGUGGAUGGCGGGGGCGCGGGGGGGGGGGGGGGGGGGGGGGGGUACGGGGGGGGAUGGGGGGGUGGGGGGAUGAGGGCGGGGGUGGCGGGGGGGCGGGGCGGGCAUGGGGGGGGAGGGGGGGGGAGGUGGGUGGGAGGGGAGGGGGGGGGACGCGUGGGGGGAUGAGGGGGGGACGAGCUGGGGCCUGCGGGGAGGGGGCCGGGGAGAAUGGGGUGGGGGAGAAGGGGUGGAGGGGGGAGAGGGGAGGGGCGGAUCGGGCGGGGGGGGGGACGGGGGGGGGGGGAAGGACGGGGAUUCGUAGUGCGGGAGCGUAG